Zophobas morio is the source of this 11667-nucleotide messenger RNA. RefSeq names its product dynein axonemal heavy chain 7-like. Gene Ontology annotation, biological process: microtubule-based movement. Gene Ontology annotation, molecular function: dynein light intermediate chain binding; minus-end-directed microtubule motor activity; ATP binding. Lineage: Eukaryota; Metazoa; Arthropoda; Insecta; Coleoptera; Tenebrionidae. Gene Ontology annotation, cellular component: dynein complex. The coding region runs from base 1 to 11667 and encodes 3888 amino acids. The transcript has 3 exons. The record is from RefSeq and is a predicted model, not a curated record.
AUGUCUGUCAAAAUUAAUAACGCUGCUGCUGGAUUCCUACGAGAGAGAAUAACAACAGGCCAACAACUAAUAACAAACAGCCCACAACUAGGGAUGUCUGGAGCACAAACUGUCUCAGCGGAAGUGAGCAUUGAUAAAUCGCGAGUGGUGGCGUGGUCUAACGCAAGUGAGUGUCUCGUAAAAAUGGAAAACAAAGCAAAAAAAGGCAAACUGUGGCACCGAAUAAAAUUCAGGAACCAAGUCUCCCCGUCCAUCGCGCCCCUGGCCAGCGACAGCUUGCGGCAGUUCGCCAUGGAGCUCAAGCGCCGCCACCGCGUCAUGCUCUACAUGAACCGCGUCGUCAAGAAGAAGAAGUCCGAGGAGCGCGGCGCUAAAGUGGGCCCCCUGUUCGCCGCCGCCUCCACCGACGACGACAUCCGCCAGUCCUGCCUGCGCUGCCCCUCCACGGCCAUGUCGCGCUUCCAGGAGCGCGAUAUCCUGCGGAAGGUGGCGGCCCGGGGGCUGGAGCUGCGAUAUCCGGCCCUGCUCGACGCCAUCAUGGCCGAGGCCCGCGAGGAGUUCCUUUCGGCGACGCAGCAGGCGGGAAUCGAAAUGAAAUUACGCUCGGUCGAGAGGCGGUUUCAAAUUCACCCGUACAAGCAUCUGGGGAAGACCGACAAUUACCCGGUCUUCCUUCAAAGGCGGAAGGAAUUAAAAAGCAAGUUUAUUUUGCACCACCCACUGAUUAGGCGGAUUCUGGGGGAAUGCGUGACGAAGCUGCCGUACGAACUGUUGAAUCUAGGGGCGUCGUUGCGUAGUCGACUGGACACAGACGACUUCCAGAAGCACAUCUUCGAUUACGCCAACGACGCGGCGCAGAGGCUACAGGAGUUCUACAGGAACAUUGUGGGGUUGGUGGAGCACGAGAGGAUGAGUCCGGGGCAAGCCGCCAGUCACCUAGGGGCGUGCACCGGGUUGUUGUCAGUCAAUAUUAGUAGGACCAUAGCACACACCUUGCUACACGUGGCGACCUUCACAGGCUCCAAAGAACAAUUUUCGUACCUAAAGCUAACCAUCACGUUCGAGGACCGGCUAAUAUUAUCACCCACAGCUGAAGAAGUCAUCGACAUCUACAGCAAGUUUUUGAGAAAAAUCAUAGACGGCGCCCGCCAGUUCUACGUUUUGGAAAAGUACAAGCUAAAGGGUUUCGAUAACAAACAAAUCUACCUGUGUUUGACCGAAGAGUUCUUUGAUUCUGUCCUAGCAAGAAUCGCCUGUAACAUCAAGGAAAAGUACAAGCCAAUUUUAGCAUACAUUGACAAGCUAGACAGCGAGUUUGUCGAUAUUUACGAAGAUCUUUGUUCCAGAGGUAGCACCAUUGCCACAAGCGACUUAAUUUUUAAAGACGGUUGCAAGAAACUUCUUUAUUUUAAGUCAUAUUUGCCUAAAGUGGCGUUCAUUCCAGACAACGCGUACUUCACGAUCGGACAACUAAUCAUAACCGAGUAUCGAGAAGUGUUAAAGCAAACUUUACUCACUAUUGUAGACAACAUUUUUGCUAAUUUAAGCGCGCAGCACGAAUGGGAGAAUACCGAUAUUUGCGAAGCGUUCGAUAUUAUUUACGUGAGGGCGACUCAAAAACCUAUAACGACGGAGGAGGUGAUCGAGAUCGGUAAGUACAUGGCUUGGGUGAGAAGCGAGUAUUUGGACGAGUUGAAAGAGAGGGUGGUAAAGGCUUUGGCUUAUCUUACGAAAUUAAUCCAAUUAGGACCUUUGAACGAAAAUCAUAUAAUAAUAAACGCGAAAGCGAUUAAUUGGCUCGAUGAAAUUUUGCCAAUUUUGGAAGAAAACAGUACCAACUAUGAGCAGCUGAAAUUCGAGGCUGAGGAAAAAUUGCAGAGGGUCAUCGAGGAUAUUAACGUCGACAUCAAAGAUGUGUAUCCUUUGUUGGACAUUUUAGACUCGAUGGAUAAUAUAGAGAAUGUGCGGAGUUACUUGAACACUAUCACGCUACACAUGGUGAAAAUAAAAAAAAUCGAAAGUAAAAUCGACUGGAUAAACAAAGAGGAAGUUUCGCUGAACUUUCCGAAGUCUUCGUACGCGGAAUUCGAGGAGCUUAAAAAUUACGUUUAUCCUUUCUAUCAUUUAUUAAAAUUAUGCUUGGACGUGCAGAGAAAUUUAUCGGUGUGGUUAGAUGGACAAUUUGAUUUAAUAAUUUACGAGAAAGUUAAGGCAACCGUCGAAAAAUAUUAUAAGGAGCUCUUGAGAACUCAAAAAGUUUACAGAAACAAACUCCGACAAGCGCAAGACGAGAAUUUAUCUUUACGAUUUAAAGGAACUGUUGAUGACCCUGAUAUGCUAAAUUGGCCGGCUCCUUUAAAAUUAUGUUCCAAAGCAAUUAAGUUAAUUCAAGAUUUCGAGCCUUCUCUGGCUGUAAUAAAAAUAAUGUGUAAUGAAGCGUUAAUGAAAAGGCAUUGGCAAAAAAUGUCGAAAGUUGCCGGCUUCGAUAUUACGCCGAACGCUGGAACUACAUUAAGAAAAAUUAUUCAGAUCGAUCUCAAACCUGAUAUCGACAAGUACGAAUUGAUCAGUUUUUCGGCAACUAAAGAGAGAGAGUUAUUAGAGAAUUUGGAACAGAUGCUUCGCGAGUGGGCGGAUGUUAAUUUCAAGAUAGAAGAUCGCAAAGACAUUAAAAUAAUUAUACAGCUGGAAGACAUCGAAGUCGUAGCUGACGAUCACAUAAUUAAAGUAAUAAACAUGCUAAACUCGAUUUACGUCAAACCGUACGACGACCGAGUCAAAGACUUUUACAACAAAUUGCUACGAAUCACUAAAACAGUCCAAGAAUGCAGGCAAGCGCAGCAACAAUGGCUUCAUUUUUUCCCCUUAUUCCUCUGCCACGAAAUCACGACUCAAAUCAGCGCCGAGACGGAAAUAUUCGAACAAAUUACGAACACUUACACAAAUUACGUCGAAAUGAUUCAUGUAGACCCCAACGUGUACGCGACCGUCGACAAUACGAACAUCCUGCCAGACCUCCUCGACUGCAAUCGCCAAUUCGAGCUAAUUAAUCGAGGAGUUAACCGGUAUUUCGACAAAAUUCGAACGUAUUUCCCCCGUUUCUAUUUCGUUUCUAACGAAGAAAUGUUUAGCAUUUUAUCGCUAACCGAAGACCCGACUCGGAUUCGCACUUUCAUCAAAAGUUUAUUCUAUGAAAUAAGAGACUUGCGAUUCGACGAGAACUUCACCAUCUUAGGAAUUGUAAGCGAAAAUGACGAAAUUCUACACUUAACUCGAGCUAUCGAAACGCAAAAAUUUCAUGGCUGCGUAGAAAUGUGGUUAAAGGAGUUGGCAAAUCAAAUCGGGGAAUCGAUUCGACGAAUGAUACAAGAAGCAGUCAAAAAUCACAAUCAAGAACGCUGGAUAUUACAAUGGCCCUGCCAAAUUUUACUCGCUGUUACGAAAAUUAUUUUCACUCUCGACGGAAUAGACGCCAUAAACAACAACACUCUCAGCCCCUACCGAACGCAAAUUCACAACCAAACGGAAAACGUCGUUAAGAUUAUCAAAUCGAACGAAAUCACCAACACCGCCAGAUCGAACAUAAGCUCCGUACUCGUGACGAUGAGCAACAACAAAGACAUCGUAACGAAACUAAUAACGGAGAACGUCACAAGCGACCAAGAUUUCAGAUGGUUAGUCCAGCUGCGAUAUCACCUGACGGACGAAGGUGCCUGCGUCGUCGCAACACUAGACAAUCGUCUCAAUUACGGGUACGAAUACCUGGGAAACGGCGAAAACAUCGUGGUCACCCCAGAAACAGAAAGAUGCUACCAAGCACUAAUGCUAGCCCACAAAUAUUGCCUCUGUGCCAACGUUCAAGGUCCCACAGCAACCGGAAAGACCGAAACCAUCAAAGGAUUAGCCAAAGCUGUAGCUGUUUUUUGCACCUUCUUCUACUGCUCCCCAAACGUAAAAUUUCAAGUAAUUUUCGAAUUUCUCAAAGGAGUAGCUUCCAGUGGUUGUUGGCUAGUUCUCGAAAAGCUAGACGAAGUUCAACUGGAAGUCAGUUCAAUCCUGUCACAAGAAAUUGCCAAAGUGUCAACAGCCCUCAGAGGUGGUCUAAACCAAAUCGUCUUAAAUUCAACAGAAAUACCACUGCAGAAGUGCUUCAUUGCAUGUACAAUGAAAAACCGCUGUCAUUUUCCAGAGAAUUUUCGAGUUUUAUUUCGCCCGAUAGUACUCACCGUACCAGAUCGCCUAAUCAUCACACAAGUCAAAUUAUUGUCAUUUGGUUAUCACCAGUGGGAAGACCUAGGAAAACGCAUCGCCACCACCUACCAACUAAUGGAAGACAUGCUCCACUUCUCCAAACUAGACUACAGCAUAAGCUCCAUCCAACAAAUUUUGACCAAGUGUGCCAACUUUGUCACCAGUGAUUCAAACGAAGAAACCACCAUCUACAACUGUCUUCGUCAACAAACCACUCCAAAAUUAACCUCCACUGAACUAACAGUGUUUGAAAAUAUUUUGCUACAACUUUUUCCAACCUCGGCAUGCCAACCCCAAAGCACCACCAACGAAACUAUAGCCACGAUUUGUCAAAACCUGAAUCUAGACGCCAAUAGUAACUUUAUUGGAAAAAUCGAAGAAAUGCAGCUGUCAAUGAAAACCAAAAAAGGAAUAAUGACAGUAGGACCAACCUUCACAGGAAAAACAACCUCACUUCGCGUUUUGCGCGAACUACUCCUCAGUGACAAAAAAAUCGACAUCAAGAUCAUUUGCCCGAAAACGUUAACCCUGAAGCAACUUUACGGAGGACUUGAUGACAAUCAACAGUGGUGCGAUGGCAUAAUUACCAAGUACGUCAGAGAAGAUAGUGCGGACGAAGACUGGAUUAUCCUUGACGGUAGUGCGGAUGCGCUUUGGACAGAAGAACUAACCUCGUUGUUAGACGAUAACUACAAACUUUGUCUAUCAUCGGGCGAAGUCCUACAUUUAAAACACACCAAGACGGUUAUUUUUGAAGUUGAACAUCUAAAUCAAGCGUCUCCUGCUAUGAUUUGGCGUUGUCGGAUUAUUUACAUGGGUCCGGACACCAUUGGGUGGAAGCCGUUGUUGCAAUCGUGGCUCCACGGCACUGAUUUCGAAUGGCAAAAAGGAUUCGAAGACAACUUCACCGUUUUGUUCCACUGGGUGGUUCCCCCGUGCUUGGAGUUCGUCAAAACGGAUUGUCAACAGUUGUGUCAAGUUAACGAAAACGGGUUAGUUAAAACCACGAUUCAGAUUCUUGAAAUGUUGUUAAUUGAGGCCUAUGACGCCAUUUUAAAGAAAGAAGAGGAUGUCAAAAAUUUCUCGUCUUGGAUUCAGGCGAGUUUCAUCCAAGCGGUUAUAUGGGGUAUAGGGGCCAAUCUGGAUUUUGAUUCGCGUUCAAAGUUUGACGAGUUUUUCAAACAGUUGUGGAAAGGUCAAAAUAAAAACUAUCCCUAUCCGGCUAGUCUGGAAAAAGUCGAAGUUAGUGUCCCCAUUGAGGAGAAAAUUUUUGAUCAUAGUUACUUGUACAAGUCGAAGGGUAACUGGAAAUUUUGGCCCGACGUUUUAAAAAAUGAAAAAGUAGAAGAGUGUGAGUAUUUGUUAGAAAUUUUUGUGCCCACGAACGAGACUAUUAAGUAUGCAACCAUCAUUAAUAUGCACAUUACUUAUAAUUACCCUCUGCUCUUAGUUGGACCAUCAGGGACUGGAAAAAGUUCGUGCAUGUUAGAUAUUGUAAUGAACAAAUUAAAUAAAACGUUAUACGAACCUACUUUUUUGACUUUCACGUCUAGUGUUACCGCGAAUCAAACUCAAGAAAUGAUUUUGUCGAAACUGUAUAAAAACAAAGCCGGACGAUACGGUCCAACGGAAGGAAAAAAAUCCAUUCUCUAUAUUGACGAUUUCGGUGUACCUUGUACCGACGAAUUCGGAACCCGAUCAAGUUUGGAUCUAAUCCGGGAACUGUUCGACCACCAAAAGUGGUACAACUUGGAAAACUUCAAACCGCUUUAUAUUGACAACGUGAACCUUGUAGCCACGAUGACCACAACUUUCGGGGACCAAAAUAUGUGCCAAAGACUACUCCGACAUUUCAACGUUUUAUCCAUCACCGAGCUACCCGAAGAAAGCAUUUUGCGCAUCUUCUCCAACGCCCUUCUAACCCAAUGGAAAAAAAUUGGCUUUCCGAGCGACAUCAUGGGAACUGUCAACCAAAUCGUCUCAGCUACCUACCACUUCUACAAGUCCAUCCUCAACCUAAAACCAACCCUCAACUGCAACUUUUACUACUUCAACAUGAAAAACUUCGCUAGGGUUAUACAAGUUUGCUCACUCAUCCGCAAGGAAAGUGCUGACACUAACAAGAAGCUUUUUUUUAAGUUGUGGACGCACGAAAUGAUUCGCGUUUUGGGUGACCGGUUACAAAAAAAAGACAAACCUUGGCUGUUUGACAACAUCAAGUUCUGCAUCGACGAACACUUUAAAGAAGAGUUUGUCCAUUUGUUCGAGAAUUUGCCAAAAGAUGACAAUGGUGAGCCGGAUUUGACGAAAUUGUUGUUUGGGACGUUCACAGAUAAAGCGUCUGGACGGUUUGACGAAACGGAUGUUGACAAACUCAGAGAAAUUGCCACGUCGUGUGUGAAAGAUACCAACACUGAUCCAGUUCUUUUUGGACAUGCUUUGGAACACUUGUCAAAAAUCUGCCGCAUAUUGUCAAUACCGUGUUGUAAUUUAAUUCAAGUGGGGAUGUGUGGAACGGGUCGCCAAACCUUAGUGAAACUAGCUUGUUUGAUUUAUGAACAAAGUUUUUUCAAAGUGAGUAUGAGGGAGAACUACUCGGGUGACGACUGGCACAGAACUGUUAAAUCGUUUCUUAAGGAAGCGGGCGGAUAUGGAAAACCGUGCACGUUCUUUCUGAAAGAAGAGCAAAUCGUGCAAGAUAUAAUCCUAGACGACUUAGACUACUUGUUGAAAACCGGGCAAAUACCCUUCCUGUAUUCGUUAGAAGAAAAACAAGAGAUUUUAGACGUCGUACGAGAUAGUAUGCAAGAAGAAACCUCAAGUAUCUCCGGAGAUUCAGAAUCUAUUUUUUUGUAUUACCACAAACGUUGCAAGGAAAAUCUUCAUAUUGUAAUUUCGUUCAAUCCAACCAACGCAAAAUUUAGACAAUAUUUGAAAAUGUAUCCUUCCUUGCGCAAUUUUUGCGAAAUUAACUAUCUAGGUAAAUGGCCCCCUGAAGCUCUCGAGAGCAUUACGCAAGCAUGGAUGGAAGAUUUGAACAUUGCCAAAGAAAUCAAAACGAAAGUUGUCACUUCCUUUAGUUACUUCCACAAGCAAGCGGAGAAAAUUUCGGACGGUGUCCACGUAACCAUUGGUUCUUACUUGGAGUUUAUCAAACUCUACGUCAAAUUGGUGGUUUACAAGCAAAAAAAGAUCACCGACGUCAAACAACGCUAUUUGGCUGCUUUAGAAAAACUAUCUUUUGCUGCAUUUCAAAUAUCAGAAAUGCAAAAAUCUUUAGCUGAUUAUCAACCUCAAUUAGAAGCUAUGACGGUGCAAGCAGUCGAAAUGGCCAAACAAAUAGAAACAGAAACCAUAGAAGUGGAAAAAGCGUCUGACCUUGUUAAAAAAGAUGAAGAAAUAGCAAACGAGCAAGCAGCUGCUGCUCAAGUUUUGAAACUAGAUUGUGAAGCCGAUUUAGCUCAAGCUAUUCCAAUUUUAGAAGAUGCUAUUUCAGCUUUGAAUACUCUUAAACCUACUGAUAUCACUCUAGUUAAGUCAAUGAAAAACCCUCCAGAUGCUAUCAAACUAGUAAUGGCUGCUGUCUGUGUAAUUAAGGAUGUCAAACCCGACCGAAUCCCGGAUCCUUCAACAGGUCGCAAAACCAUAGACUAUUGGGGACCAAGCAAGCGAAUCUUGGGUGACAUGAACUUCCUCCAAACCCUCAAAGACUUCGACAAAGACAACAUCAAGCCAGAAAUCAUGGUCAAAAUUCGCAAGGACUACCUCCCGCAUAAAGACUUCAAACCCCACAUUGUGGCCAAAGCAUCAAGUGCUGCUGAAGGUUUAUGCAAGUGGAUCAUCGCCAUGGACAUGUACGACAAAGUAGCCAAAGAAGUGGCACCAAAAAAGGAAAAAUUAGAGAAAGCGGAGCGAGAAUACGGAGCUACGAUGUCCAUCCUCAACGAAAAAAAGGAACAAGUCACCCGAAUUGAGCAAAAACUAGCAGAUUUGAACGCUUUGCUUAGAGAAGCUACGCGUAAGCAGCAGAAAUUGCAACGUGAUGUGGAUAUUUGCAAGAAGAAGCUGAAUCGAGCGCAGAAGUUGAUUGGGGGUUUGAGCGAAGAAAAAAUUCGGUGGACGAAUGCAGUGGAGCAACUGCUGAAGCAGUAUGAACGGUUGCCUGGGGAUAUUCUACUAUCGAGUGCCUUCGUGGCUUAUCUUGGACCGUUUCGGACUCCGGAUAGAAAGGUGACUUUGGAAACGUGGCUUAAUCAUGUUCGGGACAACGAGAUUCCGUUUAAGGAGGAUUAUUCGUUUGCUGAGACGUUCGAGAAGGAUGUGGAUUUUGACAAGUGGCACUUGAAUGGUCUACCAAAUGACCACUACUUUGUUGAAAAUGGAAUCAUCGGAAGGUUUUCCCAGCGGUGGUCUUUGUACAUCGACCCUCAGAACCAAGCGACUAACUGGAUAAAAGUGAGCGAAAAACAGAACGGGAUUAAAGUGACGAAGUUCUCGUGCCCGAAUUAUAUUGACACCCUCAAACAAUGUAUCACUUCUGGAACACCUCUUUUGAUUGAAAGUGUCGGUGAAAGCAUCCAACCGUUUUUGAUGAAUUUGGUUACAAGAAGUACAUUUCGUCAAGACGAUCGUGACUACUUAGACAUAGGAGGUCACGUUGUCGCUUAUAAUAAGGACUUCAUGCUAUACUUGACCACGAACUUAAAAUAUCCAACGUACAGUCCUGAAAUGUACGACAAAAUCACUAUAAUCGAUUUUGGAAUGAACCGAGAGUCUCUAGAAGACCAUCUUCUCACUUGUGUGGUAGAAGUGGAAAAACCCACUCUCAAAAAAGUCAAAAAAACGAUUAACACGGAACGAAAACGUAACAAAGAUGCCCUCAAUAACAUAGAAGAACGAAUUUUGAAAACUCUCUCCGAAUCCAAGACCGACAUUCUAGAAGACGAGCUUGCUCUCGAAAUCCUUGAUAAAUCGAAAAUUUUGUCAAAAGAUAUCCAAAAGAAGCAAAAGACGCUAGUUGAAAUGGAAGGACCUCUCAAGGAGUUCCGAUCGGGUUAUGAAAGUGUGGCACAACACUCCACAAACCUAUACUUUACUACGUAUCAACUGACAAAAAUCAACUACAUGUAUCAAUUUUCCUACAACUGGUACAUCGAAACGUACUCGGAAUCAAUACAAAAGGCCCAUAAAUUUAAAGAACUACCACGACGACGUGCGAGUUUGAUAGAUACGUUAACCUACGAACUGUAUUGUAAAAUUUGUAGGUCAAUAUUCGAACAAGAUAAGUUGUUUUUUUCGUUUCUUUUAUGCACAAAUUUGCUGUUGUCGGAAGGCAAAGUUUCCAUAGAGGAAGUAGAGGCUUUGGUACAACCAAGCAACGGAACAAUGGAGAGUCAAAAAGGACCCGAUUGGCUACCACACAAAUCCUGGACCAAACUCCACACCAUCCAAAAUAUAGAAAUUUACCAAAACUUUGCGCAAUUCGUUAUCGACAAUGACGACGAUUUUCGCAAAAUUUUCGACAGUAAAGCUCCCGAAGAAGAGACAUUUCCAGAACCCUACAACAGUUGCUUUCGAAAAUUGAUGAUCAUUAGUUUCCUAAGACCGGAUAGAGUAUUCAGGGGUAUCUAUAACUUUGUAAAACAAGAAUUGGGGGUUCGUUUUGUCAAACCACCGCUUUUUGACAUCACUUCGUCUUUCAUUGAAUCUUACAUCCUGUCGCCUUUAAUCUUCAUUCUAAAACCCGGCUCUGACCCAGUCAAUUCAUUGACCAGUUUUGCCAAAACCAAGAACUUCCAUAACAAGUUUAUAAUAAUGUCAGUCAGGGAUGGCCGGGAACAAGAAUUCGAAGACUUAAUAGAAAAAGGGAAGGAGUUAGGUUUGUGGAUUUGUUUGCAAAAUUGUCACCUACUCAGCAGCUGGCUUCCCCUCCUCGAUUUAAAACUAGAAGAAAUAGACUAUAGUAACACUCACGAGAACUUCAGGCUGUGGCUAACUACUAACGAAACAAACGCAUUCCCGAUUUCGUUGUUGGAACGAAGCGUCAAAAUCACCAAAGAGUCGCCUCAAGGUAUACAAAACAAGAUGCUCAACUUAUUUUUGAACAACCCAGUGAGUUCGCCAAGUUUUUACACGAACUGUCCCGGGAAACACGAAGCUUUCAUUCGUUUGAUGUAUAGUGUGGCAUUUUUGCACUGUAUUGUGCAAGAACGACACAAGUAUGGUCCGUAUGGUUGGAACGUACCUUAUAGUUUUAAUGAAGACGACUUUUGUCUUUCGGUUUAUGAGUUACAAUCGAUUAUCAAUAAUCGCUCUGAUCCUUGUCAGGAAAUUAUAUAUUUGGUGGAGAAGUGUAGCUAUGGGGGAUAUAUAACAAACCAAAUGGAUUGCAGACUUUUUGGAGUAAUAGUGCGCGAUUAUUUGAGAUUAUGCAACGACUUUCACAUACAUGGUUUCACAGUACCUGUUAAAAUCGACCAUCAAGACUGCAUCAACCACAUUGUGAAACUACCGGAAUUGGAUGAGUGUGAGACGUUCGGGUUGCACGAGAAUUAUGAAAGUGUUCGAGAAACGAAACAUUCUCGACUAAUAUUACAAUCGAUUAAAAUUACCUUCAAUGACACUAUUAUCAACAAAAAAGUGUUAAACGUGUCAGAUAUGAUUCAAGAUUUGUUGUCACAGCUCCCUGAAGAGUUUGCACUUCACGAAAAACCCAAUAUGGCUGACAUCAUGGCGCUUAUAAUUCUACACGAACUGAAAAGCUACAACUGGUUGUUGAGAACUAUAAAAAAGUCUCUCACCGAUCUAGACAAAAUUAUUAACGAAAGUUUGAUAAUGACCGACCAGUAUGAAAAAAUACACACUUCAAUUUCCAACAACGAAGUUCCUGCUAGUUGGUCGCGAGAGACGUACGAGAACUCUUAUAGUUUGUCCAAUUUUAUGAAAGACUUAAUUGCGAGAAUCGACUAUUUCAGAAAAUUUGAAUACUCCGUGAAACAAAUUAUAUGGUUGGGUUGCUUUUUUCAACCGAAAGCUCUUCUAGUAACUAUAAAGUUGCUGCAUAGUAAAGAACGGGACAUUCCGGUCGAUGAAAUAAUUUUCCAGUUCGAAAAGGUCAAAGAUAUCGAACUUGAAAACAGUAUUUUAGUUGAUGGUUUAUAUUUAAUUGGAGCGAGUUGGAAUGAGCAAACUCAAAGUCUGGAGGAACUCCCUUCUAAAGUUGUUCACCAAAGAUUGCCUUUAGUUUCGUUUGUUUUUAAAAACAAGUUCGCUAAUUUGUACGAGUGUGCAUUAUAUAAAUGUAUCAACUGUGUUUACAGCGGGUCUUCAAAUCCUAUAUCGCGAGUGUUUAUCAAAACAGAACAUGAAGCGGAACACUGGAUCAAGCGAGGUGCAGCUCUUUUAUGCCAAACUUGA